Caenorhabditis bovis is the source of this 366-nucleotide messenger RNA. NCBI's taxonomy places the organism in Eukaryota, Metazoa, Nematoda, Chromadorea, Rhabditida, Rhabditidae. The record is from the annotation of a GenBank genome assembly.
AUGAAAACUGCUAUUCUAUUGGUCUUCUUAAUCUGCAUGUCGUUUGCAUGCGACCUCAUCGUCCAUCUUAAGUCCGACACGACCAAGAAGUUUUCGGCUCAAAUUACCGCUGGCAAUGGCAAGAAAUCGGACAAAUGGACCUACGACAAGAAAUUGCAAAAGAACACCUUCCACCAAAAACCGAAUGAGUGCGGAAUUGGAAACUGGUCAAUCACUACCUGGGAUGAGAAUGGAAAAAUUGCUAAUACAGUUGAAGUCACUUUGGACGGAAUUGGACGUGUUACUUACAAGGUUGGUGACGAUUUGAAGCCAGUUCAAAAGGAUCGCCAGGGAGCCAUCUGCAAGGGAGAAUGUGCACCCCUCUAA